AUGGCCAGUCAACUCGGGCUCUUUCCCUUUUCAUCUGUGAUACCGACCAACCUUGCUGGGCCUCUGCUGACUGACGAAACUGCCGUCGGUUUCUCGAGCUUGUCCACAUGUUUGGGCCCUGUUGGCGACUUUGAGUCGAGUCCCACUUCCGCCACACCCGUCACAGAGGCGGCGUUGCACUGCUCAAGCAGGCUGGCGACCCACGAAGGUCUGCCGACAAAGCAAGACGAACCGGUCCGCUCUGCUCGACCAGCGGGUGUUUACAUUUCCGCCUCAUCUUCCUCCUCUUCGUCCUCUUCGCCCUCGGCAUCCUCGACUCCGCCAGUCGCCUCGAGGCAUCAACCAUCGGCCUUCUCCCAUCGCUUUUCACACGCCGCCGGAUUGUCUCCAGGCCUCGAAUCGAUCGGCCUGAUUGGUCACUCACCUACUUCCGGUUCGCCCCAACCACUCAGCACACACUUGCCCCCAGAACAGGCGCCGCACACCGCCUCUUUGGCGCCAUCAGUCAUCCCGUCGCCUCCAUUGCCCAACCAGCCUCUGGUUGAUCUUUGCUCUGGUGGUACAGUUUCGAAUGCUCUCAAGCUCAUCCCCAUGUCAACUUCGUCUAUCUGUCUUUCUUCUGGUCCUUCGCCGCUGCCCAUGACGACGUUUUCGGAGCUUCCAUCUCAUCCGCAGGCACCACCAUCUCUUUUAUUUCUCGGCUCUCGGCUUCUGUCGGAGCCUGACGUUUUUUCGCCCGGCCCUCUGGACAUGUCGCAGUCGACUAGCGUUCAGACACAUGCAGGGUUGGCCGUAGACCCCACGUCUGGUUACCAUGACGUCUUGGCAACAGGGGCCAAGCCAGUCGCCAAUGACGGCUACAGCCUUUUGCGUCAGAUGGUGUUCAAAAGCCUGAUCCAGGCUCACGCGGCCAAUCCGACAGCCUAUCCACAAGUGCUCUUCUCCCUUGCUAACCAACCACUUGGGCAGUCGUCUUCUGUGCCUGAUGUGGCGGGAUUCGGACCGAUGAAUGCUUCACCACCGCCCCUCGCGCUGUCGGUUCCUUUGCAGACUUCGCUGAUGCCAGAUUCGGAGGGCCAUCUGCCGGGACUGGGACGUAUCGGCCUGGGUCAAGAAGAGGCGACCAGACACACGGUCCGUGGGGCCGGUCCGGACAGGCUGGACGAAACUGUUGGGCCAAUUCGUCAGCUUGCCCGAUUCUCCUGUCCACCCUCGUCACCACUGCCCGGGACCAAUCAGACCAAUCAGACCAAUCAGACCAUUCAGACCAAUCAGGUUGGACAAUCGGUACGACACCCGGCCAGGCCAACGCUGCAUGCCCGCCGGCGGAGUUCGCUUCUGCUCGGCCACUCUUCUUCAGGACCGCCUCGAUGCAGCUAUUCCUGCCUACCGCGUAAGAGCGACGAGUCUGCUGUACCCUACUCCUCAGCAACUGAUAAGGUGACUCCCGCAUCCGGCCGAAGCUCCGGGGCGUCGUCAGGGUCACAGGGCUCUUUGGCGUCAAUGUCUGGUGCUGUCGGCAACAAUAUGGAGCAGUGGAAACGAUUCAAGUGCUCCGGAUGUGGACAUCGUUCCAACUGGAAGUGGGACAUCAACAAACACAUCAAGGUGGGUCUGAAAGCCAGCCAACUGGGCUUUUCUGCCGUGGUAUGGCUGGUAGAACUGGUCUAUCGUCCUCUCAUACGUUUGCAGGUGGCGCAUCCGGAGCGUAAGAAUAUCGUCACAAUCACAAUGAAUCUUGAAGAGGCGAAAGCCACUCUGGACGACUACCUAAAUCGCCUGCUUUCUCGGCGUACUCAACGACCAGCCUCGGCCGACAGCCAUUGCAGUUCUGGCCAGAGUAUUGAAAACUCGGGCUGCUUGGCGUCAAGCCUCAUUCAGGGCGGUCAGGACGGUUGCCAGGGCGCAGGUGACCAGUGCGACCGCGAGUCGGGGCCGGGCGGACUGAGCGGAAGCAGAGGAGGCCUAAGCGGAGAGAGCAAUCCUUUGAUGGCAGGCGGUGGAGAGUCGACCGAUGCCAAUCCCUCCGACUCGGCUGGAGGCAGCCUUGCGGGCGAGGGCUAUUAUAGGCCCUACAUGUGCAUGACCUGUGGCCACCGAAGCAACUGGCGCUGGGACGUUAAGAAGCACAUGAAGCAAAUGCACAAUAGCAUUGGCCAACUGGUGACGCUAUCCAACGAGGAAGCGAAGCGCACCAUCGGUCAGUAUAAAAGCAGGCGCAAGCAGGCAACCCUCGCUCGCCAGCAGGCUCUUCUCGGCCUCGACUCGACAUCGACGUCAGCUGCGUCUGCCUUGUCGUCAACGGCGUCGACCUCGCCGUCAGUCAUUGCCUCUUGUGCCGAUGCAGCCUUCAUGUUGGCGACGACAGAUUUCGCCACAGUUUGCUCCACCGAAUCCGCCCCACAGCGGCGACGCUCCGUUGAUAUGGGCCGUGUCCUCGCCGGUCUCCCGGAUUCGGGCCCCGGCUCCAGCUCCGGCAUCUCGCGGCCUGGAGUACGACUGAUCUACGAGACCCAGGCAGUUGUCGAGGCUGCAGCAGCAGCUGUUGAGGUCAGGCUUGCCCACUUUGCUUCUCGCUACUUUUGCCACCUCGUCUUUUUCUACAGAAUUAUAGCCAAUUUGCCUUGA
Protopolystoma xenopodis is the source of this 2628-nucleotide messenger RNA. The record is from the annotation of a GenBank genome assembly. Lineage: Eukaryota; Metazoa; Platyhelminthes; Monogenea; Polystomatidea; Polystomatidae.